AUGUCACAGCUGCUCCGUCCGACGGCCGAGGUUCCGGGUCCCACGUUGAGUCGCGACAUGCAAGCCUUGUUUGAGGACGGCAUCUGCAGCGACGUGCACUUCAAGGUGCAGGAAGAGAUGAUCCCGGCACACUCGCAUGUCCUCUUCGCCAGAUCGGAAGUUUUCAGGAAGGAGCUUACCGGCGGCAUGCAGGAAUCGGCAUCGAAAGUGGUCUCGAUUGAGGAUUGCGAUGUGGCUACCUUUAAGGCUUUCCUGCGGUUCCUUUACACCGACUGCCUCCCCACCGUUGCGGAGCUGUCGAGCGGAUCUGGCGAGGCGAAAGCGUCGGAGCCGGACCUGUCGCGGGUGCAGGCGUUGCUGGCAGUCAGUCACAGGUAUCAGACUACGAGGCUUCAGCUGUGGUGUGAGAAUCAGCUUUGCCAGGGGCUCAAGAUUGCGGAGGUCUGCAGUAUCCUGGAGCAAGCGAAUCUGCUCGAUGCCCAGCAGCUCGUAAAGGCUUGCCUCUCGUUCAUCAAGGACCAUCUGACAGAGGUCUUCAAGCUCCCGGAUUACAUUGAGCUGGCGAAGAGGUGGCCGGACGUCGGGAUGAAGAUUAGCCUCGUCUCAGCAGGAGUGCCCGAAGCCAAGGCGGAUGAAGUG
Molecule: messenger RNA, 639 nt
Organism: Symbiodinium sp. CCMP2456
Lineage: Eukaryota; Dinophyceae; Suessiales; Symbiodiniaceae
Source: the annotation of a GenBank genome assembly